AUGGCCGCUCAUCCUGAAACAGAUGAAACCUGCAUUGGAUGCUCACUUCAACACCUUGACAUCUCUUUGGUGUUGGUUUGUGGUCACCGUCUGUGCCUCCAAUGCGCUUGGUGUGAGCUCAAGGCAUCGAGAUCUGUAAGUGCUCGUUGUCCGCGUUGCUCUUCUGUGACACAUGUAGACUCUCGAGCUGCAGAACAGAUCCAGGAAUUCACGCGCAAUGCUUCGCCACAAGCCUCCCCGGUCGAGCUCCAGAGGGAGCUUGGUGCUCUGCCAAAGUUUGCAGACUGUACAUUAUCAGAAGCCAGCAGCCGUGGCUUGAGGUUGACACCACCGUCGCGGGGCUCCAAACGAAGCCCCGAAAUUUCGAUUGUUUCACCCACCACUCCUACGACUCCUGAAGACCGUCAAGUGCCUAGCUCCGAACCCGAGCUGCGCGAGCGACGCGAGGGUGAAGAUGGAGCCCUUUGUGGCCAGUGCCAAAGCAGCCGUGCGCAGGUCCGCUGUUGCCAUUGUGAUGAGAUCUUCUGCGCCGAGUGCUCGGCCCGAAUGCACAGAACCGGCCGAAUGCGCGAGCACCGCCUGGUACCAAUAGCACGGAGGUGGUCAGACCAAGCUCGGGCAAAUGCUGUGAGUGCUGUGAGUGCUGCAAGUGCUGCAAGCGCUGCGAGUGCCGCGAGUGCUCAGCGCGCGGAAUACUAUUCGAGCAUGACGUGUCCAAAGCAUGCAGGCGAGGCUCUCCAGUUUUUCUGCCUGAGUUGUGUGGAGUGCAUCUGUGCAGAAUGUGCGAUUCAACGAGGAGCCGCUCAUCAUGGCCAUGAUGUUGUCAAUGUGAGAGUUGCCUUUCAGCAGCUCUCACAUUCGAUCAAACAGGCCCUGGAGACUGCUGCCGUUCGCCUACAGGGAAGUCCAGCAAGAAAACAAGCAGAAUUACAUCCAUUGGAGGAUGCUUUCAGCAAAGUCAAGCUUGAUGUCGUGAAUUCCUUUGAGUCACUGUUCUCUGCCCUGAAACAGAAGGAGGAGGAGCUCAUGGCAGGAGCGGAAGAGUGUGCCCGCCUUGUAGAUCAGACGCUGCUGGCAAAGGCCCAGCGAAACGAGGCGCAACUCACAGAACUGGGCCACUUGCAGCAGAUGCUGGACACGCUGACUGGGCUCACUGGUCAUGAGAUCGCGGACGAAGUCCAGCGUCUCAACCUUUAUGUUGCAGCCAAGGAUAGCUUGACCUCGCUAGCCUCGGAACGUGAAGUUGAGCCCUCGCAGAACAUGCCCACUUCGAGCGGCGAAACGCUUGCGAUUGGAGAGUCUGCCGCGCUGGAGGUCGCCGUGCAGCGAGUUGUAGAGACGUUGCGAGCCAAGCAGGCUGAAGUCCAGUCCUUUGCAAGAGAUCUCCGCGACGCCUGCAGCCUUUGA
This is a messenger RNA of Symbiodinium natans, 1407 nucleotides long. NCBI's taxonomy places the organism in Eukaryota, Dinophyceae, Suessiales, Symbiodiniaceae. The record is from the annotation of a GenBank genome assembly.